AUGGCUCCGGCAGACAUAUUCAUUGGCCACCUGAAAUGUGGCCCCCGGAGGGUUAACAAUGGGUAUUCUGAAGUGAAGAGUCGGCAUAAUUAUCGCUUCCAAUCCCAGGCUGGAAGGGACGUGGCGAUCCAGAGGCCACUCAGUGACAGAGCUGGAGAGAGAGUGAGACAGAGGGAGAGUGGUUGGAUGGGGGCCCAGUAA
Xyrichtys novacula (pearly razorfish) is the source of this 201-nucleotide messenger RNA. The record is from the annotation of a GenBank genome assembly. Lineage: Eukaryota; Metazoa; Chordata; Actinopteri; Labriformes; Labridae.